AUGGGCAAGAACGUCGCCGUCAAGCUUCCCGCCGCCAACGACCCCGUCUGGCGCAAAUACUACUCGGAAGAGAACGAGAAGCUUAAGAAGACUCACCCGGGCUCGACGGGCGCGUACCGUCGCCGCAUGAUCCAAAGCGCCUGGCGCAAGGAACACGCACCGGCCGAGGACGAGCCCGUCUCGUCGAAGAAUAAGUCGGCGCAGGGGAAGAAGGGUGGGAGGAAGUCGGUCUCGGACGAGUCGUCGGGAUCGGACUGA
Rhodotorula toruloides NP11 is the source of this 258-nucleotide messenger RNA. RefSeq lists its product as uncharacterized. The transcript is spliced from 5 exons. Bases 1 to 258 code for a protein of 85 amino acids. Lineage: Eukaryota; Fungi; Basidiomycota; Microbotryomycetes; Sporidiobolales; Sporidiobolaceae. The record is from RefSeq and is a predicted model, not a curated record.